AUGGAAGAAGACGUGCCAAAAUAUUUGAGCGUAAUAUGGCUUCUUCUUGGCCUCAUUAUUUGUAUUGGAAAUAUUUUUACCAGCUUUAUAAUGUGGCUAUCAAAAGUUAGUCGUGAAAAGUCGAUAGAACCUGGUCGAAAAAUUCAUGGACUAUGGAAUCUUAUUUGUACGAAUCUCGCUUUCUCUUUGGUCGGGUUGAGUUUGCUUGUAAAUAUGGCGACGCUUUUGGCAAGAAAUAAUGAACUCUCCGAUGGAUUAUGUGACUUCUUUGGUUUCCUGCAUACAUUUGGUUUUAAUUUUGCUGUAGUUGCAAUUCUUGUUGGGCUGCUGGAGAAAAUAUAUCUUUUAUUGAAGCCAUUUGAGUAUCGUAGUUACGUCGGAGGUGAAAGCAAUGUUCCUAUAAUUAUUUUUGUGUGCUGUACAUUAUACGGCAUAUUUAUGGCAAUCAUACCUUUGACGAGACUUGGUAGUUACUACCAAUCAAAAUAUGCAAUUUGUUUAAUACAGUGGCACAAAGAGGCGGCAACUCGAGUGACUGUGUUUUUUAACCUUAUUCUAUUUUUGAUAACUGCUGCGUUUAUCAUCAUAUAUAUGUGGUUAAUGCGGAAAGUUUACGCAAAACGCAGGCAGAUGAGGAUGUCUGUGACUCGACGUAAAGAGACAAUGGUUUUUCAGUUGGUUGUUUCAAGUUCGUUUGUAACUUGUUGGUGCCCAUAUAUGGUAAGUGUCAAUUCAACAUAAAGUAGGCUUUCAAUUUUAUAAUGUUUAAAUACAUGACAGCAGAUGGUGGCAAACUUCAGAAUUGUUGACACUUAAGCCGGUUUUCCACUAGGCGGAAUUUUGCGUGCGGAGCGGAAUUUUUCUUUGUCUUGUGAUUUCUCGGGUGGAACUAAUUAGAAAAGACAAAGAAAGAUUCCGCUCCACACGCAAAAUUCCGCCUAGUGGAAAACCGGCUUUAUGGAAAAGUGUGUGUGUCACUGAAUACAAGAAUAUUGUCAAUAUUAUGUCCAACAAAAUUAAUUUUAACAUUUUCUUACUCUGAUAACUGCCAGUUCACAACUAGAUGCUGCAUGAUAAUACUUCCUGAAACCCACAUAUUGAUUGGGUAAAAUGUAUAGAUGCAGGCCUUGCCCUAGCUCAUGCACCUAACACUCGCCUUAAGGUUACAGAACACCUUUUAGUGUUAAUUUUGCCUAAAUUGUUUUAUUGGUUUCCAUGAAAGCAUUAGACUAAGUUCUACUAUCUGACCAAGAUUGAGUUAUUUAAUAAAAAAAUACAUUUCGCUGCAAUAAAAAAAAAUAUGAAAAUGUAAUAUUCAAAUUCAAUUUUCUCCCUAAGAAUUUUACGGCAAUUACUGAUUUUCAAAUGAGUUGUUCUCCUGCGGGUUUUAACAAUUUUUUCUCAAGACAUAGCUAAAGACAGUCAGUUUCAAAACAGUGUUAUAGGCUUUUUUCUAAUUUUGGAUAUUUUAAUAAUAAGGAGCAAUUCACUCAAAUGAUUCAGAAUUAUAGUGCAGUUGUCAAAGAAAUUGCCAUAUCAGCGGAAUGACAAAAUAAACAAAAAUUUCCAAACACAAUUUUUUAGAACAACUAUUUUACUUUAAGCGUAAAGGUACCGCGAUUUAAGAUUUUCCUGAAUAAUUCUUACAUUAUUUUAUUGUUUGCCAAUUUUACAGCUUCAUAUUUUGCAUGCACUGGCAAACAUUUGGUGAAAAUUUGUUACUGAAAAAUCUGGCUGAUAUCGAGCGCACAGUAGCAAUUUUCCGCAAAUGCCAAAAAGGGUGUCCUCACUCCUGUAACCUUAAAACAUGUCUAGGUAAAACAUGUCUAGGCGUGCAUAGGUAAAUCAAUUAAAAUGCACGUGGCGGCUCUGUGCCUUGAAGGACUCUGAUUAGGAUUUAAUGGAGCGACGUUUUGUUUGUUUAGAUUGCAAUGUUUGUUUCAAAUAUUUCCUCAGACAAACAUCCAGAAGAAACAGGGAUUGCUGUGUUGUUUGGUGUGACAUUGGUACCUUUUUUGGUAUCCCCCAUGGUCACAUAUAUCCUUCACGGUCACUACCAAGAAGAAUUUAAGAAGUUCUGGGAUGGUGUGCACAAGUAUUUGACAUCAAAAAUAGGAAAACCCACAUCCACAUCGGGUAUCUCAGAUUCAUAAACCCAUACUAAACUGCAUAAUAAGCUGUUUUCUAUGUUGUUUAAGUUUGGCACCAGUUCGAGGCUUGAUUAGAUUGGGGGCCUUCCCAGAAAGGGGAAGGCUUAUUAUAGAGAGCAGAAGGUUUGUCUUAUAUUAGAAGGCUUGUCCUAUAUUCGAGGGCUUGUCCUAUAUUAGAAGGGGCCCACAUAACAGUAUUAGAGAGUGGGAGCUUAUUAGAGAAACUUAUGGGGGAUUUAUUGGAGAUGACAUACAGUAUAAAAGGAAUGGGUUACUACAGCCAAAUGACUCAUUUCAGGCAGGGGAAUAGUAAAGGAUUUACUGUAGUUGUAGUCCUAAUUGUGUUUAAUGUUAACCCAGGGCAAUCAGAAACAUGUACUACCUCACAUGGAAACAAUCUAAUUCUUGAAGACUUGAAAGUUGAUACGUUGAAGAUGUGACCAUCGAAGAAGGCUCAGCGAAGACAUUAUGUCAAAAUAGGAACAAAUUUUAUCCCUAGAUUCUCUAAUAUAUUAAGAAUUCUUUGUGGACAUACACACUUAGUUACUUUUGCAGAAUGCCUUUUUACUGAGGUAAAUACGAACAUAAAAUGAACUGUCCAUGCCAGGCAAUAAUUAUGAGCAUGUGUAUAUAUAUACAUGUAUAUCUGGGAGAAGUAUUUUAUUAUUUGUAAACCGCACAUCGCAACACUUAAUCGUCGCAACGAACUUGUCUCCACGUGUAUAGACACGCUAAUAAAUUUCUACUUAAAAUCUUUAUAACUUGAUACUAAUAUUUUCGUGACACUACUUGAGGUGUUAAUUGAUUUGUAAUUAGAUAAGCGUCCUUUAUACACCAUAUGUACAUAUUUAAAAAGUUCGUUAGAAGCUAGAGGUCAAACAUAUAGGCUAUUUAUCUGAAGAGUGCCACGUUAUUUACGUGGUACGAAACUGAGUGUAUAGUAAUAAAUAUGCCAAAC
Paramuricea clavata is the source of this 3108-nucleotide messenger RNA. NCBI's taxonomy places the organism in Eukaryota, Metazoa, Cnidaria, Anthozoa, Malacalcyonacea, Plexauridae. The record is from the annotation of a GenBank genome assembly.